Molecule: messenger RNA, 2192 nt
Organism: Myxocyprinus asiaticus (Chinese sucker)
Lineage: Eukaryota; Metazoa; Chordata; Actinopteri; Cypriniformes; Catostomidae
Product: histone deacetylase 8
Exons: 11
Coding region: 129-1265 (378 amino acids)
Molecular function (GO): histone deacetylase activity
Source: RefSeq, a predicted model, not a curated record
UAGUUCGCGCCUCUAUUUUGAAAUUCGGACUUUUAAUGUGAAAACGGACGUUUAUUGUUGUUAGACUACCACAAGAGCACAGCAAGACGCGGUAUCUGUUUAUUUCGAUUUAAAUAGCUUGAUUUUAAAUGAGUGAUAAAGGCGACAGUAAUGAUGAUAAAGUCAGAAAUCGCAGCGUGGUUUAUGUUUACAGCCCGGAGUACAUCCAGACAUGUGACUCGCUGUCUAAAGUGCCAAACCGGGCGAGUAUGGUGCACUCACUGAUUGAAGCAUAUGGCUUAUUGAAAUACAUGAGAGUUGUAAAGCCUCAUUUCGCAACAAUAGAAGAGAUGGCAGUGUUUCACACAGACUCAUACCUGCAGCACCUGCACAAGAUCAGCCAGGACGGAGACAAUGAUGACCCUCAGUCUGUGGAUUUUGGACUGGGUUAUGACUGUCCAGUGGUGGAGGGAAUUUUUGAUUACGCGGCUGCCGUCGGAGGAGCCACUCUGACUGCUGCCCAGAAUCUGCUGGAUGGAAAGUGUGAUGUGGCCAUCAACUGGGCUGGAGGGUGGCAUCAUGCCAAGAAGGACGAGGCAUCUGGGUUCUGUUAUGUGAAUGACGCUGUUCUUGGAAUCCUCAAAUUGCGGGAGAAGUAUGAGAGAGUUCUCUAUGUGGAUGUGGACCUUCACCAUGGAGAUGGUGUGGAGGAUGCUUUCAGCUUCACCUCUAAAGUCAUGACAGUGUCUUUGCACAAGUUCUCCCCUGGCUUCUUCCCAGGUACCGGUGAUGUGACUGACACUGGGCUUGGUAAAGGACGCUGGUACGCUGUUAACGUUCCCUUUGAGGAUGGAAUCCGUGACGAUCGUUACUGCCAGACCUUCACUAGUGUAAUGCAGGAAGUGAAAGCUUACUUCAACCCUGAAGCAAUUGUGAUGCAGUUGGGAGCAGACACCAUGGCGGGUGACCCCAUGUGUUCUUUCAAUAUGACUCCUGUUGGAGUGGGAAAGUGCCUGAACUAUAUACUGGGAUGGGAGUUACCUACUCUGCUGCUAGGAGGAGGUGGCUAUAACCUUGCUAAUACUGCCCGCUGCUGGACCUAUCUAACAGGGACCAUCCUAGGACAGACUCUGUCCUCUGAGAUACCAGAACAUGAGUAUUUUACAGAAUAUGGCCCAGAUUAUUCCUUGGAGAUUAGCCCAAGCUGCCGACCCGACCGCAAUGAGAGCCAGCAACUGGAGCGGGUUAUCAGCGUCAUCAAAGGGAAUCUGAAGAAUGUAGUUUAGGAGUGGGCUCCCAGCUCAUGUUUCCAAAUCAGGCCCUUCUCCUCUAAUGAAGACAGUAUGUGGGAUCCAUCGCCAGAGGCGAGCUUGGAAAACAUUACUUGAAUGUUUCCAGGGAACAUUUUUUUUAAUGCAUAAAUGGACCAGUGUUGCCCCAUUUGAAAGAUUACGUCAAAGUUUGAUACGGGACAAAUUUCUAAAGGCUAUAUUUUUUAAAGAAAUCCAGAGCUCUUUUCAGAUGAAACAUGUUUUGAGUGAGGUAUAUCAAAAAUGACUGUGCUUUUUGUUCAUUGUUCUGUUUCUAAUGUGGCAUAUUUUUACGAAGAGGAAUAACAAAAAUGCCUGAUGGUGGUGUCACAUCAAAGAUGUGUCGCAGAGAUACGUUUAACCAGAUGGUAAAGAUAUCGCAAGUCACUCAAGUCUUUGCGGUCUGGCUGCAAACGUCUUGAUGAAAUACAUUUACAAGAGUCCAAACACAUAUUCGCACGCUCCAACAAUCUGCCACCACCAGCUAUGAGAGUGUGUAGAACAUUUUAAUACUGUACAGUUAAUCAAUGCCUAUUUUUGUUGUAACUAUGUUUUUGGGGAAUGCUGUGGGAUGGUGAGUUGGCCCAAUCUUCUACAACAUUUUAAUUGAAACAACAACCAGUUAUGUAAUUAGGGUGCAUCAUAAUCUCCGGAGGGUUGUUUAUGGAUUGAAUAAAUUCAACUUAAUGGGCAGACUGACCAAAUUUCAAGUCAUGUUGGCUUCAUGAUACUUUAUGUUGCCUAUGGCAUGCCUUUUAAUGCAAUGUUUAUUUUCUUGUGUUUGAUGAGUGAAUCCAAACUGCUAAAUGUUUUUAAGCUCUCUGUCUGCUUUUAAGUUUUGUAAAAAUGCCUUUGUUUUCUGAUUUAUAUUAAAAUACAAAAAGCAAAUGUGUGGCAUGUUGC